AUAGUGCGGGAAAGGGGAAGGGUUGAUGCUCAAACGUCUUAUCAUAUCACGUGAUUGUACAUGUCAUCUACUUCCUAACACUUGAAUAUACAUAUCACACCUCAGGGUCUGUAGCAUAGUGGUAGACGGUGUCAUACCUGUGUGUUUUUUUGGAAAUUGGUGAAAUACCUCUGUUCGCGGAUAAGUGUAGUUCAGCGUCUUCCAGUGUCCCACGUGUGCCGCGCUCGUCACCUUCACGCAGGUGAUGAUGCCGUAGACGCCGUCCGCAGCGGCCGGCGCCUCUGGCCUCGUCGACGCCUUCGGGAGCUUCUCUCGCCUCGCACGGGCCAUGAAGAAGUCCAAGGGCAUCCGCUCCACUAUGAGUUAUUUCUCCGAUGCCCCUUCCUACCCUGACGAAGAACCCCCGCCCUUUUCCCAGCGCCAGUACCCGCCCAGCUACAACUACCCUCCGGACUACCACAACUACCCCACGGCCCCGAGAGACUACUCGAUGCGGGGAGCCAACAGGGACUACCCGAGCGAGAGGGACUACCCGCCGGAGGAGAGGACCUUCCCCAGCAGGCCGAUGGAUUUCCCGAGCCGACCGAGCGACUACCCGCCCGGCCCGCCCAGCUACCAGAACGAGCCCAGGGACUACCCCCACGACAGGGAGUUCCGCCGCAACCCCCCGGACUACCAUAGCGGCGGGAGGGACCUUCAGAACGGACCCGGACCUCGCCACGCAGGACGCAGCGACUACUCGGCUGGUGCUAGGGACUACUCCGAUGGUGCUAGGGACUAUUCAGAAGGUGCUAGGGACUACUCUACAGGUCCCAGGGAAUACCGGCGAAUGGAAAAGGACUAUUCGGGUCAGCAGAGGUAUAGCACCAGUCCGCGACACCGCUACAGGAACGCGGAGGACUACCACUACGACUACCGAGGAGGCUACCGGCCCUCUCUGGACUCAGACCCCCGUGAUGGCUAUACCACGGAUGGCAGCGGUUCGGGCUACAGAGAGGGGAGCAUAAGAGGUUUCGAAAACUAUCGGUACCCUGAGAGCGAGGCGCUUCUGCCCCGGGAUCGUCUCAGCAACCCGUUCUCCUAUCAAGCAAAUGGUGCUACUUACACGAAAGGUAGGGACAGCUGA
Molecule: messenger RNA, 1126 nt
Organism: Penaeus chinensis
Lineage: Eukaryota; Metazoa; Arthropoda; Malacostraca; Decapoda; Penaeidae
Product: metacaspase-1-like
Exons: 2
Coding region: 329-1126 (265 amino acids)
Source: RefSeq, a predicted model, not a curated record